UCUCUUCCACACUGACUCUGUAGUCGUCGUCGUCGUCUACACUGUACACACAACAACCACAAAAAGCCUUCGCAUUCAUCUCUCCUUCACGCAUGCGAUGAUGCAAUGAAAAAUUGUGGUUUGGGGUUCGGUCGAAAUUACUCUGCGCAAAAAAAAACCUUAAUUCAUGGCAACUUCUCUGAAUUUGCCCGAGCUUCUUUUACUAUCUCCACAAAAAACUCCCAAACACCGGCUUUUUCUCUCUAAAACUUCCCUUUCUAGAGGCCUUAGGCGCAGUCUCGAUGUUCGGACUCGUAUUAGGGCCGUGAGUAAGGAAGGUGCGCUGGUCGAAGACAGAGAGAGGCAGUUGAUCAAGGAAUUGGAAAAUGGAAAUGGAGCUGCUAGUGCUGUUACUGGUGAUUCUAGGUACGGUGUGUCGGUUGAGAGGUCCUCGAAUGGCAGUGUGGGUGUGUCUGCGCCAGGGAAUGGGAGCUUGGUGAAGUAUGUGAACGGGAAUGGAGUGACCGCGGGGGAGUUGGAGGAGGUUGAAGACCCGGCGUCGAAGGAGGAAGGGAGGAAGAGAAGGAUAGAGGAGAUUGGUAAAGAAGAUGCGUGGUUCAAGCGAACCGGGCAUGAAUCCAUUGAGGUUUCUGUUGCGCCUGGUGGCCGCUGGAGUAGAUUUAAAACCUACUCAACAAUACAGAGGACCUUGGAAAUAUGGCGAUUCGUACUAACAUUUAUCUUUAAGGCUUGGCUGAACAAUCAAAAGUUUUCUUAUCGAGGAGGAAUGACAGAAAAGAAGAAAGCUUCAAGGCGGAAGGCUCUUGCCAAGUGGCUUAAAGAAAGUAUUUUGAGAUUAGGUCCUACAUUCAUCAAAAUUGGCCAGCAGUUCUCGACGAGGGUGGACAUUCUUGCGCAAGAAUAUGUUGAUCAGUUGUCAGAACUUCAGGACCAAGUUCCACCCUUUCCUUCGAAGACAGCUUUGUCUAUAGUUGAAGAACAACUUGGAGCUCCUUUGAAUGACAUUUUUGAUCGUUUUGACUAUGAACCAAUAGCUGCUGCUAGUCUUGGUCAGGUUCAUCGUGCAAGAUUGAAGGGAGAGGAAGUUGUUGUUAAAGUACAAAGGCCUGGUCUCAAGGAUCUUUUUGACAUUGACCUUAAAAACCUGAGGGUAAUCGCAGAAUAUCUCCAAAAGGUUGACCCAAAGUCAGAUGGCGCAAAGAGGGAUUGGGUUGCUAUCUAUGAUGAGUGUGCUAGUGUCCUAUAUCAGGAGAUUGAUUACACCAAGGAAGCUGCAAAUGCAGAACUAUUCGCAAGUAACUUCAAAAAUAUGGAUUAUGUGAAAGUUCCAUCAAUAUUUUGGGAGUAUACGACACCACAGGUUUUGACAAUGGAGUAUGUCCCAGGGAUCAAGAUAAACAAGAUACAAGCUUUGGAUCAGCUGGGUGUUGAUCGCCAAAGGUUGGGUCGCUAUGCUGUCGAAUCAUACCUGGAACAAAUUCUGUCUCAUGGUUUUUUCCAUGCUGAUCCUCAUCCCGGAAACAUUGCAGUUGAUGAUGUCAAUGGUGGAAGGUUGAUUUUUUAUGAUUUUGGAAUGAUGGGAAGUAUCAGUAAAAAUAUCAGAGAAGGUUUGCUCGAAACAUUCUACGGUGUUUAUGAAAAAAAUCCAGAUAAGGUCCUUCAGGCAAUGAUUCAAAUGGGAGUUCUUGUGCCAACUGGAGAUAUGACUGCUGUCAGACGAACAGCACAGUUCUUCCUCAACAGUUUUGAAGAGCGGCUUGCUGCACAAAGAAAAGAAAGAGAGCUAGCAACAAUAGAGCCUGGGUUUAAAAAGCCAUUGAGCAAGGAGGAAAGAGUAAUGAAAAAGAAACAAAGGCUGGCUGCAAUUGGGGAAGAUUUGCUAGCCAUUGCAGCAGAUCAGCCUUUUCGAUUUCCUGCCACAUUCACAUUUGUUGUUAGAGCAUUUUCAGUUUUGGAUGGCAUUGGGAAGGGCCUUGACCCUCGAUUUGAUAUUACCGAGAUUGCCAAGCCCUAUGCACUGGAGUUGUUAAAGUUUAAGGAAGCUGGAGUUGAAGUUAUCCUGAAGGACGUCAGAAAUAGAUGGGAUAGACAAUCCCGUGCAUUCUACAACUUAUUCAGACAGGCCGACAGAGUUGAAAAGCUUGCAGAAAUUAUCCAACGAUUGGAGCAAGGUGAUCUGAAACUUCGAGUUCGAACAUUGGAGUCUGAGCGGGCAUUCCAGCGAGUUGCAGCUGUUCAGAGGACAGUAGGGAAUGCAGUAGCAGCUGGGAGCCUGAUAAACCUUGCAACAAUUUUGUAUUUUAACUCCAUAAGAGUGCCUGCAACUAUAGCAUAUGCCUUCUGUGCACUUUUUGGCUUUCAAGUUCUAUUUGGUAUUAUAAAGGUCAAAAAACUAGACGAACAGGAAAGGUUGGUGACAGGAACUGCUUAGGCAACUGAUGUAGAGUGGAGACCCAGCUCAUAUAAAGUUUCUGAUUACCCAAGUCAGCUGUUCAAUCGACAGAAGAACACACGCUUAGAGGAGCAUAUCAUGAAGGUUUCUUUUACCAUCAGUACGAGCUAGAACUUCCGACUUCUUGAUUUAUGUUAAAAUAGGAAAAACCUAAGGCUGAACAUUUGCGCUUUAUUCUUCAAAUGCUUACUUCUAGGGAGAUUCUUAAUUGUAAUUAGGUCAGCUAAAGCUGAUGGCCAUAAAUGACAGCUUUCAGUCCCAAUGAGUUAAAUUUGUAACAAUUUCAAUGGUAGAUGUUGGCAUUGUAGCCCCCCAUCAUAUGUUACAGGAUGGAUAUCUACUGACUACUAGUGUUAUCUAAUUUUGUAAGAUAAGAAAAUGAUUCAAUAAAAUUUGCGCCCCCAUUUUUGUUGA
This is a messenger RNA of Juglans microcarpa x Juglans regia, 2866 nucleotides long. RefSeq names its product protein ACTIVITY OF BC1 COMPLEX KINASE 8, chloroplastic-like. Lineage: Eukaryota; Viridiplantae; Streptophyta; Magnoliopsida; Fagales; Juglandaceae. Bases 167 to 2431 code for a protein of 754 amino acids. The transcript is spliced from 21 exons. The record is from RefSeq and is a predicted model, not a curated record. Gene Ontology annotation, biological process: regulation of response to reactive oxygen species.